ACCCUCUCUCUCUCUUUCGCGUUUUUUAGAUCUUCAAAAUCAAAUUCGUCACUCUCAUUUGAUUUCAAUUCUUGUAUCUUGUGAACCUUUAUUCAUUUUCAGUUUACUGAUGAAAUCGAGGAAUCUAAGACCGGCGUCCAAGUUACCGGUCAAACUAGAGAUCGUCGAGGAUUUUCUGGAAGAAGAGAACGGUCCUGCUAACAAGCGAUCUAAGCUAUGGAGCAAUGGAACAAGCGUGUCUCUUAUACCACCGAACCUACUUGAUGAGCCAAGUCCUUUGGGACUGAGCCUAAGAAAGAGCCCAUCUCUGCAAGAUCUCAUUCAGAUGAGACUCUCUCAAAGUGUUAAGAAAGAAACCAUAGCCAAUGCUUCUUCUCUUGUCGGAACCGUUGAGAAGCUCAAAGCUUCAAACUUCCCUGCUACCGUUCUCAGGAUUGGCCAAUGGGAGUACAAAUCGAGGUACGAAGGUGAUCUGGUGGCGAAAUGUUACUUUGCAAAACACAAACUUGUGUGGGAAGUGUUGGAACAAGGACUUAAGAGCAAGAUCGAGAUUCAAUGGUCAGAUAUAAUGGCGUUGAAGGCAAGUUGUCCAGAAGAUGAGCCUGGAACGUUGACCAUCGUGCUGGCAAGGCGACCGUUGUUUUACAGGGAGACUAAUCCGCAGCCUAGGAAGCAUACUUUGUGGCAGGCAACAUCAGAUUUUACUGAUGGUCAAGCCAGCAUGAACAGGCAACAUUUUCUGCAAUGUCCCCCUGGGAUAUUGAACAAGCAUAUAGAGAAGCUUCUCCAGUGCGAUCAUCGCUUGUUCUGUCUAAGCCGAGAGCCUGAGAUGAAUUUCGACACGCUCUUCUCUGAUACACGACAGUCUAUAUUCGAGGAUCCUUCAGUGUCUGGGGCUCAGUCAUCAUCAGAACAUAUGUCUCUGUCUCAUGACGCACUCUCGCCUAGCUCAGUGAUGGAUGCUCGUGCAAUCGAAGGAGGAGUCGGUGCAAGAAACUGGAAUCAGAUACACCAAUCUAUCUCCAUGAACGACUUCCUUGCGUUUCUGUCGGAUCAAGCUAACUGUGAGAACAACCCUGAGUUUGAGGACAUGAAACAGCUGCUGCUAAGCGACACGCAGGCCGAGACAUCGGAUGAGAAGUCUGUAAUGUCGAAGGUGAACUCUUUCUACAACCUCUUGGAGACCGCUGCUAACGAUGGGAAAGAGAUUGGGCUAGAUAACAACAACAACAGCAACAAGAGACACAACAAAACUGAAGAAGGCAGUAUAGUUCUUGAUCAUGCUUCGAGCAGCAUGUCAAGGAAAGACUCGUUUAGCGAUCUGUUAGCACACCUUCCUAGGAUCACAUCCCUACCAAAGUUCUUGUUCAAUAUUUCAGAAGAAGACGGUGAUGCAUAAGGGUCGCCAUAUAAUUGAUUCGUAAAUGUGAUGACGACAAGUCUAGGAAUCUUGAACAAGUAGCUGUAUAUUAAUUUCUCUCUAUGGGUUAGUAAAAAACCAAGAGAACUUGUGCUCUUGUUUGUAAAAGUGUUUGAUUUGUUAGGAACGUGUGUUUGGUGAUGAUGAAUCCAUGUAAAGAAGAAAGUGGUUUUCUAAUGGCGUUUUUCUAAAGCCAUUUUAUUUGAAACAUGUAUUAAUACUACCAAACUGUAACAA
This is a messenger RNA of Brassica rapa (field mustard), 1657 nucleotides long. RefSeq lists its product as uncharacterized. The record is from RefSeq and is a predicted model, not a curated record. NCBI's taxonomy places the organism in Eukaryota, Viridiplantae, Streptophyta, Magnoliopsida, Brassicales, Brassicaceae.